AUGUCCUGGAACCCAGCCGAACUCCACCGCCAACUCCUGGAAAGUACGUUUAUCUUUUAUUUUAUGAUCUCUUCGCCUUCCAAAGGGCAGGGUUUUCUUCCAGAGAGAUUUCCACUCUGAUUCUGGGUCAGGCGUGACAGCUAUUCCGGGUUGGGUUAGUCUGUCUGAAAAUGCCGUCGGCGGUAUUCCUUCCUUUUAUUUGCUCCCCAUACUCUUUUGUGUGUAACCUUUCUUACUUUUAAUGCAAACUAAUUAAUUGGGUUAAUUCAUUUAAAUCCGGGAUAAUCCCCCUCCGGGCUUGCAGCGGCAUCGGAAAGGGCAGCGACAUGUUUUCUUGGGUAAUCGUUUGGUUGGCUGGUAUCAUCUAUUUGAAUAAAUUUUCUUUCUUUAUGACUGCACUCUAAGGAAUUAUUUGAUCUCGAACUUGACAGUUUUGUGGUGAGUAGUGCUGCUCUAUUUCCCAACGAUUCUUUCGCGGCAGAGAGUGCAUUCAUGCGAUGACCUAUAUACGUCACAGUUGUCCGUCUCUUUACUUCGGAUUGUGCCCUUAGGAGGGCUCAGACAUUAAGUACUUUUUAGUAAAUCCUAGUGAUCAAAAUUUUAUUUCCCUUUUGCAGAAGUAUGACUAACUUUUUACAGCUGUUUUUUCAAAUCCCCGGAUAAAAAGUACAGUAAUCGGUGCGCAAUCUAUUUGGCGGGACCUUUGGCCGAUCACCUGCCACCGGCUCGCUUCGGCUUUUCUCCGUUUCUGCUCGCUUCUUUCGUACCAGUCCUCCACUAUUUUGCAGAUCGUGACUCCCAUUCCUCUGAUCAGCCGAAAAAAGUCUUGAGGGGCGGUCAACCUUUUGGUGACCCCUUUUAUUCAUUUCAAUUCAACAAAGCUGCGAUUCCCUCACUGUGGCAUCCUUUAAUUUAUGGCAUAUUCGUUUAAACUUGGUACUUUUUGCUCCAUCUUAUACCAUUUCCUACCAUAAUAUUAGCCAUUUGUUUCCUUCUUAUAUUGACUCUUAAUUCGUGUCAUGCAGAUCGGGUCAUGCCAAUCCCAUACAUAUAAUUUCUAACGGCGGCUGGUAGUGACGCACUCUGUCCGGACUUUCCGUCCGUUUUUUUCGAAUUUCGCUUAACUGACCACUUGCCACGGCGCAUCUCUGCCGCCCUUUUUUCUUUUUUGUUGUCCAGUGCAGAACAGGCACAGAACGAGGAGCAUGCCUUUCUCCUGAGUCUCAAAGCAGAAUUGGGCUUCAUUUUCUGCUUGGGAUUACCAAACACAUGGACAGUCGCCCAUUCCAGGUUUAUGAUGACAUAUGUCGGAUGUUCAGGCUGGAGUUUUAUUUAUCGUUUUUGGCUUUUUUUCCUGGUCUUUUUGAAAUGUUUGAUGGUCAUUAAGUUUCAGGCUAGAUGUUUUUUCCAACCAAUAAUUAAUAACUGCAGACACUUUUUCCUGACCGGGUUUAUAAGGAUUAGUGGAACCAUUUACCGUAUCGUAGAGGAGUCAUAGCUGAUUGUAACUCGUCAGUCUGGUUGUGUUUCCUUUCCUUCCUCAUUCCCACUUCUCUGAACGGUCUCGUGCGUUCGUUUUGCAAGGAUCUCCAGAGCGUUAAUUUGUGCGCGAUCCGGUCUGUUGCGAUGUUGCGGCUUUCCCCGUUUCAUCUAUCUCCGUUCUGCGGAGCAGCAGCGUGAUUGUGGAUGGGGAAUCGAUUAGCCUUUAAGGGUUUUUUGCGGGUGAGUUCUCGAGUUCGAAGUCGGGGUUUUCUGGAAGGGGCCCCGUCUCCCCGUCCCCUUUUUUGUAUUGUUUUUGUAUUAUGUCUGAAUGUUUUUGGAGGUCAGUGCUGGUCAGCGCGAGGUGUGGGGUGAGAGAGUGGAUCGCACCGUGCGGUUUUUUGUCUGUCCAUUGCCGCUCAGCUCCCCGCUUCUUGCUCCCCGCGCCGGCCUCCUCGCCCCCUGCCGCUUGGUCUUUUCUCUCGCCUCGUGGUGGACGGACCCGCCAGUCCGUACCGUCUCGCGACAACGUCCUCAUCGCGUAUAAACAAAAAAAAUACGAAGAAACGCAUCGCGCGCGCCACGGCUCGUCUCGACUUGCGCCACCCGCGCCUCCCAUUUCAGUUCAAUGCGCCCUACUGACCCCGAAGAUUGCAAUUCACACAACCUCCGACGGGUUGGGUCUCGAGAUUUGUUCUGAAAUUGUAAGAGGGCGGAGGAGGGUGAUGGCAUGGUAGUGGACGGUAAUUCAGAUCUAUUCGGACCGGCUAAGGCCAUUUUGGGUUGAUCCGAGGGUUUGGUUUUAUAAAAGUGUACCUUGUUUUGUUUAUACUAUCAGUCGUAUCGCCAUUUGUUCUUUGGUUGCCUAAACAUUCCGAGAUUUGAAUGCCUGAGGCGUGAGAGCCUACAACUUUUUUGUGAAUCGCUUUCGUAUCGUUGCUCCUCCGUCAGUCAUCACUGCGUUGUCUCCGUUUCUUUUCUUUACAAUAGCGAGGAAUUAUCGAUCUCUGAGUCUCGAGUGUUUCUUAACCAGUUUUUGUUAUUACCUGGAGACAAUCCAAGUUAUUCGUUGUUUUAUAUCGAUCGAUUCAUCCCUCUUAAACAAGUUUUUUGUCGUUGUAAAAGGGGGGGGGGGAUGGGAUCAGCGCAGUUCGAAUCGUGAUUUUUUGGAUGGAAAAAUCCUUAAGCGGAGGGGGAAAUGAGGAGUCGGAGUUUCCUUCUCUAACGUAUUCUUCGUCGAAUCUCCGUUUAUUUCGUUCGCUUUCGUUGUUAAUAUCUGAUGACUGCUUGAUUUCAGGGGGCAUGGCUUUGGUGUCACAUCCAUCUGGGGCACCCCAAAUGUACAAAGACCAAGAUAGCAUGCCUAACAAUAAGCCCGGAAGCAGUGGAAGUGGGGGUUCCAGUGGGAGUGAUGUGGUCUCCUCAUUGAGUGGCUCCAGUGGGUCAACGGGCAGCAAUAUCCAUCAUCAUCAGCCUCGGGAGUACUCCUGCCCUACUGGAUUGGUAAGGCUUGAUCCGUAAAUAAUAAUCUUUGUAUGCCUUUAGUCUGAUCCCAAUCAUCUGAUCAAAGCGAUGGUGCCCAAUAACUCUUACAUCUCGCCUGUCUCCCCUAAAAGGAGCAAUGAAGUUGACCGGCCUAUUGGUUAUGGUGCUUUUGGUGUUGUGUGGUAAGUUUUUGUUUGUUUUGUCUGAAAUCCUCUUACGUCGCACGUUUACACAAUCGAUUCCAGGUCCGUAACAGAUCCACGUGACAAGAGACGCGUCGCUUUGAAGAAGAUGCCGAAUGUUUUCCAGAACCUGGCAUCUUGCAAACGUGUGUUCCGCGAGAUUCGGAUGUUGUCAUCGUUCAGUCAUGACAACGUUCUUGGGUUACUAGACAUCCUUCAGCCAACACAUCCCCACUUCUUUCAGGAGAUGUAAGCUUUUUUUCUUUGCGGGUCAUCGGUAAUAUUCGCCCAGUUAUUUUUUGCCCCUCGCUCGCAAAGGGACCCUGAUCUCGGCACAAAAGCCGCGUUUUGUAUCGCGAGGUGCCAUCCACCCGCAUCUCAUAAUUUCGCGCACCGAUUUGUGGCCUUGUUAAUACCGGCACCGAUUGGAACCGGCCGGUACGCGCCGUAGCCUCUUGUCCCGAUUGACCUUGCCUCUGACAUACGGCACUCAAUAGCGCCUUUUAAACUAAUUUCCUUUUGUUUUGCAGCUACGUUCUAACGGAAUUGAUGCAAAGUGAUCUCCACAAGAUCAUCGUUUCCGCCCAGCCACUGACCGUCGACCAUAUCAAGGUUUUUGUCUAUCAAAUCCUCAGGGGACUCAAGUAUUUACACAGUGCCAAUAUCCUUCAUCGUGAUAUCAAGCCCGGAAACCUCUUGGUGAACAGUAAUUGCAUCCUCAAGAUCUGUGACUUCGGGUUGGCCCGUAUCUGGGACUCGUCCGAGAACAUAAACAUGACUCAUGAAGUUGUAACACAAUACUACAGAGCUCCCGAACUCCUAAUGGGAGCCCGGAAAUACACAGGGGCCGUUGAUAUCUGGAGUGUGGGCUGCAUCUUCGCCGAACUGGUCAACCGAAGAAUUCUUUUCCAAGCUUCUGGCCCAGUUGAACAACUAAAUAUGAUCAUUGAUUUAUUCGGAACGCCCCUCCUGGAAGAUAUGCGAUUUGCAUCUGAAGGAGCUAAGAAUCACGUGCUUUCUAUGCCUCGGCGAAGUCAAGAUAACCGACGAUUCAUCGAUAAGUUUUCCAGCUUAGACCCUGAGGCAUUACUUCUUCUCCGGAAUCUUCUUCAUUUCGACCCGUCUAAACGAUACAACGUCUUUCAAGCAUUGUCCAGUCCUUACUUGGAUGAAGGACGAAUGAGAUUCCAUUCUUGUAUGUGCACGUGUUGCACUCACAAACGGGAUCAGCGAAUGGUCAGGGAUUUGGAUCCAGAGGUGAGUCUCAACUUCUGUUUAGAGAUAGUCUAAUAUGUUUUUUAACUUUUUGGAACGACUGGAUGUUUAGUCAUUCUUCAGCUGGGAUUGGUGAUUCUUUUGUUUUUUUCAGCACAAGAUGCCAUUCUGCUCACAGUGGGAGAAGGAUCUGUCUCGAUUCUCGAUGUUCGAACUUCGCGAACAAUUAUUUAAAUACGUAACGGAGAGGAAGCCCAUGUUCGGGAUCCCGUUAUGCAUCAACACCACUGCUUUGGCCUACAACGAAUUCAUGAACUCGAGUGUCGCCCAGCCUUCGGAGCUGCCGCCUCAGCCACAGAACUGGGACUGUGCUGCAUAA
Messenger RNA from Bursaphelenchus xylophilus (pine wood nematode), 4740 nucleotides. NCBI's taxonomy places the organism in Eukaryota, Metazoa, Nematoda, Chromadorea, Rhabditida, Aphelenchoididae. The record is from the annotation of a GenBank genome assembly.